ACCUACAUCAGCCCAACUGAGGUGAAGAUUUCUUGUGCUUCAGGAAAAUACACCCCUGUGGAUAUUUCAGGAAUGUGGCUGAAUGGGACAGCACGGGAGAUGUCCGCGAGUUUCCUAAAAUUUAAAGUAAGCCAAAGCCGAUCGAACGACUUGUCGGAUCUCAGGGCACGCUACGCCCCCGACCUGGACGUGAUCGAGAAGACGGCGAGGAAGCCAGAAGACUUCAUCCAAGUGUGCAGCGUCGACAACGUCCAUUGCAAUUACAAACAAUUUUACCCGUACACGACGAAGGAUAUGGGAGUUUGCUACACGUUCAACAGCCCACACCUCGUCAAAGUAUCCAGCCCCAACGUCAGCAUCGAAGACCGCAGAAAAAACUUCAAUCCCAGAGCUUCGUUCAAAACCGGACCGCAGAGCGGCCUGAGCCUGACGCUGAACCUGCACGCGGCGAGCUACCUGUCGUUGCUAUCGCCCUGGUCGGGGCUGCGCGUGGUGCUGCAUGAGCCUUGGCAGGCGCCCUUCCCGGCCGAUGAAGGCUUCAACCUCGCCGCGGGACUGUCGCACUCCAUCUCCGUAACCAAAACUGUGAUGCAGCGCAUAGGAUCCCCGUAUGGAGAAUGCUCCGAUGACAAUACUCCGAUGUUUGACUACUCUGAAGCGCUGUGCAUUAAGCUGUGCAUUGAACGCGAGUUCCGGCGUCGGUGCAACUGCACAGUCAACGAGGGCCCCGCCUUCGACUCCCUCGGCGACGAAGACGAGUUCAAGGCCAAGAAAUUCGGGAAGUGCGACUCCUUCGACCGCUUUCAGGGUUUGUGUAUGGAAGCCGUGGCCUACAUGGCAAACACCGACAUAUUCAACUGCAUCUGUCCCCCCGCGUGCACGGAGGUGCGUUACUCAGCUCUCAUAUCGUCCACAAAUGUCAACCCUGAGUUCCUCAAAAUCGUCCAGAACAUCAAAAAGUUCCCAAUGGGCGUGGACUUGUGUGGGGACUUAAAUUCGACUGUUCGCCUUCAGAUCUACCUUGCGUCUUCCUCGUACCAAGAAAUUGACGAGUCUCCCGCGUAUACUUGGACAACUCUGGUCGCAAACUUGGCCGGCAACUUGGGCCUUGUUGGCGUGUCGCUGAUCACCUUCUUCGACGUGGUCUACUACUUAUUCGACGUGUUCCUGAUCCUGGUGUGGCCGCGCUGCUACGACGUCUCAGAGGGCGUCACCAAGUCCGUCGCUCCCGUCAAGAAAAUUCCGAAGAAAAUCAUCAUCUUGGCCGGUCCUCCGGAGCCGCUGCCACACGGAAAGCCUGUCAAGAAGCGCCCACUGAGGUCAAGUGCCCGAUGGUCUGAACGCUUCAACAAAGUCUUCAUGAGCCACUGA
This is a messenger RNA of Hyalella azteca, 1371 nucleotides long. Its product is annotated as degenerin-like protein asic-1. Lineage: Eukaryota; Metazoa; Arthropoda; Malacostraca; Amphipoda; Hyalellidae. Gene Ontology annotation, molecular function: ligand-gated sodium channel activity. The transcript has 11 exons. Gene Ontology annotation, biological process: sodium ion transmembrane transport. The record is from RefSeq and is a predicted model, not a curated record. Gene Ontology annotation, cellular component: membrane. The coding region runs from base 73 to 1371 and encodes 432 amino acids.